UUUGAACUGGAACAAAUAGAACGGAAUGCGUUGAAAUUGCAUGAUUCAGUCACAUCCGAAAAUGCCUGUCUUCUGGCUAUGUGUGACGCGGACUCCGGUUGUGUGCCGAAGGGAUGCUCUGUGGACCAGAACAAUCGGAUUGGUUGCGGAUAUUUCCGAUUGAAUAUUUAUCAGUUCAGGCAAUGCUAUCAGCCAGGAAAACAGGAAGACGAAGACGAAGAAGUGGCAUGGAUCAAAUGUGCUGAGAACUACACGUGUUCUGCGGAAUGUAUUCGAGUGCUCGGCAGCCGUUUCCGAGUGAAAUGCUACGGUAAGUCGGACUGCGAAACUCUAGCGCGAAUUCACGACGGCGGAGCAAAUGGAUGUCGGGACAGGUAUGCAAGAUUCUCACUCUGUAACUUGACAUGA
This is a messenger RNA of Angiostrongylus costaricensis, 408 nucleotides long. The record is from the annotation of a GenBank genome assembly. NCBI's taxonomy places the organism in Eukaryota, Metazoa, Nematoda, Chromadorea, Rhabditida, Metastrongylidae.